Molecule: messenger RNA, 4451 nt
Organism: Meriones unguiculatus (Mongolian gerbil)
Lineage: Eukaryota; Metazoa; Chordata; Mammalia; Rodentia; Muridae
Gene: Rrp1b
Product: ribosomal RNA processing 1B
Exons: 16
Coding region: 72-2294 (740 amino acids)
Biological process (GO): rRNA processing
Cellular component (GO): preribosome, small subunit precursor; preribosome, large subunit precursor; nucleus
Source: RefSeq, a predicted model, not a curated record
GCGCAGGCGCAGUACAGAUUGCUCGACGACGAGGGGCUCGCGCGCAGCCCUGGGAUGCCGGAGCGGGUGCGAUGGCUCCCGCCAUGCAGUCGACCGAGUUCCAGUUCGCCCAGCGGCUGGCCUCCAGCGAGAAGGGGGUCCGCGACCGCGCCGUGAGGAAGCUGCGGCAGUAUCUGAGCGCAAGGACGCAGAGCGACACAGGAAGUUUCAGUCAGGAAGAACUCCUAAAAAUAUGGAAAGGACUCUUCUACUGCAUGUGGGUACAGGACGAACCCCUUCUGCAGGAGGAGCUAGCGAACAUUAUUUCCCAACUCAUCCAUGUUGUUAACAGCUCAGAAGCUCAACACCUGUUCAUUCAGACCUUCUGGCAGACAAUGAAUCGAGAGUGGCAAGGCAUAGACAAGCUGCAGCUGGACAAGUACUACAUGCUCAUCCGCCUGGUCCUGAGGCAGUCCUUUGAGGUUCUCAAGCAGAAUGCCUGGGAAGAAAGCCAAAUCAGACUUUUUCUGGACAUCCUGAUGAAGGAGAUCCUGAGUCCCGAGAGUCAGUCUCCCAAUGGCGUGAGAUCCUACCUGAUCGCUGUUUAUUUGGAUGAGCUUUCUACCGUGGGAGGGGGAGAGCUUUUAGCAGAUCAGAACCUCAAGUUAAUUGAUCCAUUCUGCAGAAUUGCUGCCGAGACUAAGGACCACACACUGGUACAGACUGUAGCUAGGGGUGUUUUUGAAGUCAUUGUAGAUCAGUCUGCUUUUGUACCUGAAGAGACUGUGGAAGAACAGAAAACCAAACUGGCUGAUGUUGACCUCCCUGGAGAAGAGAUCCCUGCAAACAAGACAGCCUGUAGAAAAGCAGUCAGUGGGAAGAAGGCCGCACUAGGUGAAUGCCUCGAAGAUAGAGUCGUUGGCAGCAGAGAAAGAGGUAGCUGUGCAGCCUUGAAGGAUUCGCGCUCGCCGCUCCAGUUUGACUAUAGGGCUAUUGCUGAUAGACUCCUGGAAAUAGCCAACUUGAAGAGCACACCUCCAUUCAACCGGAAGCGCCUCUGCAAACUGAUCAGAAAGUUCCAGGAACUCUCUGAAGGCAAUAGUGCUCAACUCAGUCUUGCUGAGGACAUUUCUACUGAUGAAAACUGUCAAGCCCUCAAUCAGAGAAGGCACAAGAAGAAAAGAAAGAAGCUUGUAGAGAGCUCUGCCUUGGAAAGGGAGAAAGGAAACACAGUCUCUCCUGGUGAAGAGAUCAGUGGAGGCCACAUUCACAAGAGGAAAAGAAAAAAGAAGAAGAGGAGCCACUUCCAGUCUGAGACUCGGUUCCUAGAUGCUGCUGCCAUGCCCCCAGCACAAAGUACUGCCAGUGGGCCUGGCACCGCCCAGAGGCAGGCCUCACAGGCAUGUGUGACUGCGCCUGCGGCAGAAGCCUUACCUAGCACCGGGGAGAACAGUUCCGAGCCCACACCCAUUAUGCCCACACACAACAAAAAGAAACGGCCAAGAAAGAAGAAUCUGAGGGCCCACAGAGAAACCAGGAAGUCCACCACUUUACCUCAGGAGGACGUGUCAGAGAAUGACCCUGUCGGUGGGCAUCCUCAGAACUCUGCUGCCCACGUUUCUUCCUCAGGAGGUGUCCAAGCCCAGAAGAGAAAACGGAAACUCGGAGCUCUCCUUGUUAGCAGUGGUGGCCUGACCGUGCAGAAGGCAGGUACCCCAACAAGCCCAGUAGAAGGGAAAGAUGACCAGACCACCCUGCCCCAGUGUAAGACACCACAAAAGAAGAGAGCCUCCAGCAGCCUUGACCUCUGUGAUACGUCCAGUCAAAAAACAGCAAUCUUAAAAAAGAGGAAAAAGAUGAAACAUAUGUCGAACUUGACAGAGCACAACGGAGUGGUGGAGUCCAGCACCAGGCCGAUCCAAGAUCUGGGAAGCAACAGGACUCUGAAGACGGAGGACGACUUUGUGAAGUUUGACACCAACUUCUUACCAAAGCCCCUGUUCUUCAGGAAAGGAAAGAGCAGCCCCGCCACCCAUCCUCAAAGUCCUGCUGUCCAGCUGAAUAAAACACCCUCCAGUUCCAAGAAAGUCACCUUUGGGUUGAACAGAAACAUGACUGCAGAAUUUAAGAAGACAGACAAGAGUAUCCUGGUCAGCCCCACAGGCCUCUCCAGAGUGGCCUUUAACCCUGAACAGAGGCCACUCCACGGAGUGCUGAAGACCCCCACCAGCUCCCCGGCCAGCACUCCUCCGUCAGCCAUGAAGCUACCAGUCAUCACCCCAAAGAGAAGGCCAAGGGCUGCAGACUUCUUCUGAGAGCCAGAGACCCUUUUUAAAGACUGCUUUUAUACUGGAUAUUCUAUAAAUUAUAACUUUUAAAUGUGGGCUUUUUAAGUAUUUUACAAAUCCCCAUGAAUGGGGCAGAUAUCCUGAACCUGAGCUGCUGUCCCCAUUCUUCCUGCCAGGCCCUCGUUCUUGUCUGAGUCCAUGCACACACUCAGCAGAAGGACUAAGUGCUGUUGGUAUGUGGAGGCCCCUCCUAGGUGCCCAUUGCUGCACCUGCCACAGUACGUUGCCUUUCUGGUUAUUUGUUAUCUCAGUCUGUCUUCUUGUGAAAGCAUGUCAGCUUCAGGCCUGUUCUGUGGGUACUUGGCUGUUUCCCCAACGAUGGCUCUUGGACCCCAAUAAGCAAUAGUGUAGCUUUUCUACAUGUGACCAGCAGGGGAGUGGACAGCUCUGGGGUAGAGAAAAGCUACUCGUCCAUAAGGCUUUUUCUCCUCUGCCCAGCCUGUUCCUGUCCCUGUCUUCUACCUCUAUAGCAAGCCCAAAGUGUCUUUUCAGGAGGGCCUGUCCUGUCCCUGUCCCUGUCCCCUUCCCCCAAGGCUGUGGCCCAGAUUAGCACACUGUUUUCCAGGCCUUGGGCACAGUUCUUACGCCCAGUGAGUCCCGGGCCUUCCUGACUACACCUGGUUUUUUCCCUCAAGGUUUGCACCCAUGUUGUCUGGACCCCAGGCUCUUCCUGAACAGGAAGUUGGCCUCCCGGGAGUAAAUGCACUCAGUGCGCCUGUUCCCUCAGUCCACAGGGUUUUUACAGCUCUUCCAGCUUGAGCUGGAAUCAAACCAGGGAGAUGCUCAGACUUCCACUAAAACAAAGCCUGCACAGCAGUUGGUACCUGGGGCUGAGGGGUGGAGAGGCUUGAGCACAGCAGGCAGUUUUACAGUUAGGAGCUACAGGCUUGACAGGGCAAGACCCGGGGCCCUGGCUCUCGAGCACUCAAAGCACACUGUCAGCCUGAUGGGCGCAGGCUACCCCCAGCUACCUCCUGCUCUCUGCACCCUGUGAAGGAGCCCCAGUUUCACACGGCCACUCCUUGGUAGACUGCCACCGGGAUGGCAGUUCGUGUGCACGCCUCUGGCUUCACUCCACACAGCCAAGGGGUCCGCCUCCUCGUGCUGGACCAGCUGACCCCUGAAUGGCAUUCCCAGUAGGAAUGAAGCGGUGACUCUGCCUGUUCAGUAAUAAAGUGUAUUGUUAGGCCAUAAGAAUGAAGAUAUUCUGCUGUUGUCACAAUAGGUCAUGUGCAGCGUAACUUGUGGUUGCAUGGUUACAAUGUGCCGAGUUUGACAGUCACAUUCAAAACUAGAACCUGUGUGGAGAAGGUCAGGGUGAAGGCAGCAGAUGCUGUUAGCCCAACAAUCUUCUUUUCUGUUUUAAAGAUAGCAUAUCUUUAAAGUGGGUCAUGUGGUCCAGUGGUGUGGGACGAGUCACCAGGCAGCAGUGGUAGAAGCAUCCUCACAUCAAUUCCCCGCUAGCUACCCAUCCUCAGGGACCAGUGAGUGUCCUUGGAAGCAGGUCUCCUGCCGAAAUUGCCUCCAGGGCAGACGGCAACCUCUUGAUUGCUGCAUUUAUAGUGGGCACAACUGUGCCUGGCAGGAAAGAGUUUGGGUUUUACUUCUCAUGUGCACGACCUAGGGAGGCUCUUGUCACAUAAAGGAAUGCAUUUAUAAUGCCAUCUUUGUCCUUGGUACGUAUUAUUUCCUCAAGUAAAAUUGCUGCUAGAUCUGGAAGUCCAGAGAAGUAAAGCUUAGCUCUGGCAACAUGAAUAGUGUUUGGGAAAAUGAUUGUUUCCAUCCUGAGUAGUGUAGAUACAGUCAGUUUUGCACAAUUUAGUUUCAAACUUUUUUUUUUUUAAGUCUUAUUUUUUAUCCCAUACAGCCCCACACUGUUGGUUAUCCUGACUCAUCCUCACUAGUGCUGGGACACAAUCACCUUCCCCACCUACCCACCCCCCUAACUGAUGCACAAGGAGCAUGGCAGAGGCAAGGCUGUUGCCUUCCUGGGAAGUGGGUCUGUUUUUGCUGGACCACGUGACUACCCGCUGUGCUGUUUGUUUAUGGUCAAAUUGUGUUGGCGUCACCAGGGCUUGUCGGUACAAAUCAAAGCCAAGACCGAUUAAAAGAAGUAUGUUUUUA